Messenger RNA from Photinus pyralis (common eastern firefly), 1786 nucleotides. It is a transcript of the gene Hacd2, whose product is annotated as very-long-chain (3R)-3-hydroxyacyl-CoA dehydratase. Gene Ontology annotation, cellular component: endoplasmic reticulum membrane. Bases 295 to 1398 code for a protein of 367 amino acids. Gene Ontology annotation, biological process: sphingolipid biosynthetic process; very long-chain fatty acid biosynthetic process; fatty acid elongation. Gene Ontology annotation, molecular function: 3-hydroxyacyl-CoA dehydratase activity. Lineage: Eukaryota; Metazoa; Arthropoda; Insecta; Coleoptera; Lampyridae. The transcript is spliced from 5 exons. The record is from RefSeq and is a predicted model, not a curated record.
AAUCAAGGUUUCUGUUUGAAUUUGCCACAACAUGGCGGAUGGUGUCUAUUGUCGCUACGAAUACUUUAUUUGAAUGCGGCCUAAAUUACUGUGGUUGAAUUGAAUGUUGCCUACUGCUAUUUAUUUCAAAAUUGAACCUUAAUUCUACUAGGCUAUCGUACUUUAAAUUAAAUUUAAAUUAAUGUAAUUAAUUUCUAAUUAUUUACAUAUUCUAUGUAUGCUACUUAACAUUUGAACUUUGAACGUUUGCAUUUAAUUCAAAGUUCAUAGUCGGCACAAGUGCUCCUUCUAGAAAUGCCCCAUUUAAAUCCAUUUGUGUAUUGGGCACAAAAUGAAGAUUCUCUGUUUCUGAAGAUAGAUUUGAAAGACGUCAAUAACCCAGAUAUCAAAUUUGAAGAACGUAAAUUUCAUUUUCAAGCACAUGGCGUUGGCGCUCAUGGUAGUGAAAAUUACGGAUUCUGUUUGGACUUUUGUUCAGAAAUAAAUCCCAAUGAAAGUGUGUGUAAAGUCCUGGGCAGUAAAAUCGACUGUAACAUAGUUAAGGCAAAGAAGGGUUGGUGGCCGCGAUUGACUGGCAAACCUCAAAAACCCGGUUGGCUGAAAAUUGAUUUUGAUCGAUGGCAAUCUGAGGAUGAUUUAAAUAGCGAGGAUGAAAAGUUACACGACAUCCGUGACGACUACGCCGAUCUCUAUGAGAGACUGAAAAAAGAGGAAUUUGGUUAUACUAAAGAGGAUUUAAAGAAAGUUUACUUCAUAAUUUACAAUCUGGCGAUGUUCGUUGGUUUCACUUAUGUAGUUGCAGUCCUGGCUGUACAAUAUUUGAAGGACGGUAUUGACUCAUUUUCCCAAUUCUAUGAGGUGGUCGGACCUGCAAUGAAAUAUUUGCAUUUCCUCCAAUUUUCGGAAAUAAUCCUGGUAUUAAUCGGUUGGAGGAGUGGUGCAAUUUUACCUGCUCUCAUUCAAAUUGGAGGGCGAUUGAUUCUAAUUAAUUUAUUGAUUGAUCCUGAGCCACGACUCCAUAAAGAAGGAACUUUGUUUUUAUUAUAUUUAGUGUGGUCAUCUGUAGAGUUAAUUCGUUAUCCAUUUUAUAUUACGGAAGUGUGCAAUAUCAAAGUUCCUUUGCUGAAAUGGUUGAGAUACUCGGCGUGGAUCGUUUUAUAUCCAAUUGGUAUCACGUUGGAAGCCAUCGUCUUGUAUAUGAGUAUACCAUAUUUGGAGGAGACCAAACGACUCUCUGUAUCAUUACCAAAUGCCUAUAAUUUUUCAUUUUCAAUGGUUGUUUUGAUAAGGGUGUAUCUUUUAAUAUGUAUGUUUCCACUUUCUGUGUUUCUGAUGGGACACAUGUAUAGAGCUAGGAUUAAGAAGUUAUCUUCAAAGGCUUGGAAGAAAAUUAAAUAAUUGAGUAGUUGUAUGAUAUUCAACUAUGCAAGUUCUUGUUUUAUCAUUUUUGAUUUAGAUAGUCAAGGUACCUCUUACCUAAACCAUUUUCCUGUAGGAAACUUAUUGCAAAUUCAUCAUCCUCAAUUGCACUAUACUAUGAUGCACAUAGUAGUACAUGCGAAAAUGGUGUACACCAUUAGAAUUAUUGGAGCAAGUGCAAUACAUAUAUCUAAUUAAGUAUUUUGUCUGACGCUGCCAAUGGCAACGAGUACUUUUUUACACGCUGCCAAUGCCAACGCACAGACGUCUAAAAUGUACCUAAUCUGAUUAAUUUUUCUUCUGAUUUAAAAACCAUUAUUUUUUUAUAUUCUCACGUUUGAAGAAUAAAUAGCGUAUAUUAUGCGGA